GAGAUUGAGCCGGAUGUGGUGUUGCCUAGCUCUGCGGACCACUCCUUAAACCAAUGGUUUGAAGCCAAUGGAUCCUCCUUGAAGAUGCUCAAGGAAGCUUUCCAGCAGAUCAACGCCGAAUCAGCGAAAGCCAGCAAGCCGCAGGAUACAGAGACCAUCAAGGAGAUCAUCCGAGGUGGUGUUGGUUUUGAUCGAGUCAACAAGGCAGUCACCGACAAGCUGCGAAAACAGCUAGUUGGCGUCAUGACUAAAAUCGUCACAGAGUAUUUGGAGAAAGAAGACGUGAGAGAUGACGUCGAAUCCCCACAG
Symbiodinium pilosum is the source of this 309-nucleotide messenger RNA. The record is from the annotation of a GenBank genome assembly. NCBI's taxonomy places the organism in Eukaryota, Dinophyceae, Suessiales, Symbiodiniaceae.